CUUCUUUGGUUUUCUCGCAUUCUCAUAAACGACGGCAACAAUGCAUGCUUAUAUUUCUAUUACAACAAUGAUCAGUGACCACAACAAGCUCUGAUGAUUUUCUUCAAGUCGGGUGAUUUGGGUCAUUGAUUCUCCUCAAGAUAUGCAUGAUCAGGUUCUGUCAAUGCAAGCAAUGGAAGCAGAAAUGAAGAAAAUGAGAGUUGGGUUAUCACAUCAGAGUCUCUAAAAGAAAGAAAAUGAGAGUUGGGUUAUCCCAUCAGAGUCUCUAAGAGAGAGAGAGAGAGAGAGAGAGAGAUGUGACCAUAGAUCUCUGAUCAUGGUGGCUGCCAUCUCUGCCACUCCUUCCCAAAACAACCCCAAAACCCCAGCUGAUGAGGCCCACCAUCACAAUCCAUCAAGGCCUCCUCUCCUCCCUUCUGAGAAAGACAAUGGCGUCGCCCCUCUUCACAGAAAGCCCAAAACCAGAGAAAUCACCUCCAGAUACAUGUCCUCUUCCUCUUCUUCAUCUUCCUCUUCCUAUUCGUCUUCUUCUUCUAGAAGGUGCCCGUCUCCCCUCGUCUCCCGUGGGCUCACAUUACCUGAGCCGUCGAUCCCUAAACGCGCCCAAUCCGUCGAGCGCAGGCGCCCUAUCACUCCCCGGCCCACCACACCGCAGCCCGAUUCGAAGCACGGCAAUGCCAUGGCGGAAAUGUCGGCUGCCGCUAAGGUGCUCUGGACUUCCACCCGGAGCCUUUCAGUCUCGUUUCAGGGCGAGUCGUUCUCGCUCCCGGUUAGCAAGGUCAAGGCUGCUCCGCCGCAGACGCCCAAUUUGAGUAGGAAGGCCACGCCGGAGCGGCGGGUCACUCCAGGCCGUGGGAGGGUUGAGGGCGGGGUCGUCAGGGAUCAUCAGGUGGAGAACUCGAAGCCGAUUGAUCAGCACCGUUGGCCUGCGAGAGCUCGGCAGUCGAAUCCGCUGACGAAGAGUUUAGAUUGUACCAGUGAGAAGAUGAAGCCAGGCGGGCCGCUGUCUGGGUCAGUGGUUCGGACUUUGCAGCAGUCGAUGAUCGAUGAAGGACGGCGGGCUUCGUUCGAGAGCAGAAUACGCCCUGAUUUGGGUAAUGUGGAUGUGGCCAAGACAGUUCAGGUGGGCCGUGAUGCUGAUUCAGAGAAUGGGUCUCAUGUUCCUUGUGACCUUACAGCGUCUGAUACAGAGAGCGUUUCCUCUGGAAGCAAUUCAGGGGUGCAGGAAUUUAGUGGCGUCCCUCGUGGGCGGGCCACGCCUCGUGGCAUCAGUGUCCCUGCGAGGUUUUGGCAGGAGACAAACAGCCGUCUGCGUCGCCUGCAAGACCCGAGUUCGCCAUUGUCAACAACUGGGUCACGGACAACCACCCCAUCAAAGAUCAUUUCAUCAAAGAAGGCAUUAGUGGAUAGCCCUUUAUCAUCUCCUCGGACAGUCCCGAAUAGUCGGGCACUGUCGUCGCCUCUGAAAGGACCCAUUCGGCAUCCAUCUCCAUGUAAGCUCAUGGUGUCAUCGACGUCCUCUCCUUCGAGGGGAAUGCCGAGCCCAUCGCGGAUGAGGAAUUCUUCAGUGGGCUCUGUGAGCAAUCAACCAAGCAGCACACCUUCGAUUCUCAGCUUUGUUGCUGACGUUCGGAGAGGGAAGAUGGGGGAGAAUCGGAUUGAAGAUGCACAUAUGCUGAGGCUGUUGUAUAAUCGGUACUUGCAGUGGCGGUUUGUUAAUGCGAGAGCAGAUGCUGCCAUGUCGAUGCAAAGACUGACUGCGGAGAAAAAUCUGUGUAAUGCAUGGGUGACUACCUCAGAACUGCGGGGUUCUGUUACUGUUAAAAGGAGCCAGCUACAAGUGCUGAGGCAAAAGUUGAAGCUAAGCACCAUCCUUAGGGGACAGAUGUCCUAUCUGGAAGAAUGGUCUCUUUUUGACAGAGACCAUUCUAGUUCUUUAUCAGAAGCAAUCGAAGCUCUGAAGGCCAGCACUCUCCGCCUUCCAGUCACUGGUGGAGCAAGGGCAGACAUCCAAAAGGUGAAGGAUGCUGUUGGUUCAGCAGUUGAUGUGAUGCAGGCCAUGGGAUCCUCCAUAUGCUCUUUACUGUCAAAGCUGGAGGGGAUGAACUCCUUGGUGACUGAACUUGCCAGUGUGGCUGCACAAGAGCGUGCUCUGCUGGAUCAAUGCAAAAAUCUCUUGUCAACAAUAUCAGCAAUGCAGGUAGAAGAGUGCAGCCUGCGGACUCAUCUAUUACAGCUGAAACGUGUACCAAACCUGACGCAACCCUAGUACAGAUCUUUGUGACUACUACCAUUUCUAAAUGCUAACAUCACGCCGUUUUUUCUAACCCGAGAAGGGGAUCGGAGGUAAUAAGGAAGUAUGUUCGGCCGUGGAAUGCGAAGCUAAUCAUUAUUUUGGCCUCUUGGAAUCGGAGGGGUGGGCCCGGCCGUAUCAUGUAUUUUUGUAUGCAUAGAUUACAGGAAUGGCCUUUUACUUCUGAUGAAUUGUAUUGGGUGUAUACAAGCGCAUUUUGUGAAAGGAAAGCCGGUGUAUAUAUAUGUGAUGUUUUCAAGCUACCCUCUUUGUGGGUAAGCUUGCUAUUUGCAAAAUUCAUGAGCUUCUUUGGUAAAA
Messenger RNA from Magnolia sinica, 2611 nucleotides. RefSeq names its product QWRF motif-containing protein 2-like. Gene Ontology annotation, molecular function: microtubule binding. Lineage: Eukaryota; Viridiplantae; Streptophyta; Magnoliopsida; Magnoliales; Magnoliaceae. The transcript has 7 exons. Gene Ontology annotation, biological process: spindle assembly; centrosome cycle. The record is from RefSeq and is a predicted model, not a curated record. Gene Ontology annotation, cellular component: nuclear microtubule; centrosome; cytoplasm. The coding region runs from base 317 to 2269 and encodes 650 amino acids.